AUGUAUGCCGCUGGAUCCAAGUGCGAGCCUUGCAAUGACGGCUGCUCGACCUGCACGUCGGGAGCUUCAUGUACCAGUUGCGCAUCGGGCCACGUUCUAAGGGCAGGUGCUUGUGUCACUGUGCCGUGCCUCUUCGCCAACUCCUUCGGCAUCUGCCUGAGUGGCUUCCUCGACACCAGUGCCGACUGUACUUCUAACACUCCUCCCUCGCCAUCCUCAGCCACUCAGUUCAAGGCCCGAUCUUCAAGCACAACGCUCGCUCCACUUGCCGCACUGGCCGUCCUUCCGCUUCUAGCUCUUCUGGCGUGGUACAUCCGGCGCCAGCGUCGCGAAACUCGCAAGCGCACAGCAGAGUUCGCUGACCAGCUGGAUAAACACGAAGUGAACAAGCGCUUGGACGUCCUUGCCGCUGACGAAGAGCUAGAGCGCAAGAAGCGUCGCGGCUUGAAAGACCUGUGGCUCAAGAACAAGGCUCGAGUCGCACUUCCUCGGUCUCACGAGGAAGGGCAAACCGGUCAGGAACAACGCUCUCCGCCUCUUGCCCAAGCGAGGCCCGAAGCUGUGCACAUGCAGGACUUCUCGAAGAGGUCCUCAUAUUCCAAUGAGAUCGGGCAAGACCCCGCUUCUCUGGAGCCAUCUCAGGGCUCCAAUUUCCCUCCGCCCGUCAGCGCCCGUUGGCCAGGUAUGAACGGGACUUCGAUGGGAGCUCCCUCAACUGCUCCGAGCACGAUCCCGCCCGAGGCGCCAAAGACAAGCCUGGACCUCACACACCUCUGGCCUAAUCUGGCUUCGCGACCCAACGCCCUGUAG
Molecule: messenger RNA, 810 nt
Organism: Trichosporon asahii var. asahii CBS 2479
Lineage: Eukaryota; Fungi; Basidiomycota; Tremellomycetes; Trichosporonales; Trichosporonaceae
Exons: 1
Coding region: 1-810 (269 amino acids)
Source: RefSeq, a predicted model, not a curated record